This is a messenger RNA of Acanthisitta chloris (rifleman), 2001 nucleotides long. It is a transcript of the gene FBXO43, whose product is annotated as F-box protein 43. Gene Ontology annotation, biological process: regulation of mitotic nuclear division; negative regulation of meiotic nuclear division. NCBI's taxonomy places the organism in Eukaryota, Metazoa, Chordata, Aves, Passeriformes, Acanthisittidae. The record is from RefSeq and is a predicted model, not a curated record. Bases 1 to 2001 code for a protein of 666 amino acids. Gene Ontology annotation, cellular component: nucleus. The transcript has 4 exons.
AUGUCAGACAGUCAUUCAGUGAAGUUCAAUAGUCUUAAAAGAAAUAGAUUAACAUCUCCCAGCAGCAAUUUUAAACACUCCAGUUUUAAAGACACGUGUUGCACUUCAGCAUUUCUGGACAGGAGAUGCAAUGAGUCAGUAAAAGAUCCUGAUGCAGAACAUAAAGAAGCACUGAGUGUAACAAGCAUAUCAUUGCUACAAGAGCAUUCUGAGCACAUGGGUUUGAAUGCUCUCUUGUCUGUGUCACCAUUUAUUGAAAAAGAAUUACAUUCUAUCUCGUUAUCAGAAGGAAGACACUCAAAUAGAAGUGCACCGUUCUUUGAAACGCCUAAAUCAGGUGCAAAAGGCUUCUUGCAACGCAGGAGGCUGCUUUUACCUAGGAGUGUUCAAGAUGGCACAACCUCAGAAUGCUGUGAAAGACAAGAUUCUUUGGGAAGUAUCAGUAAAAAAAUUUUCUCUUGUGUUCUGAGCUCUGAAGAAAAACUUUCACAAACUGCUGCAGGUUCUCCAAAAGGUAAAACUUAUGAUCUUCUGACAAAUAGCACUUCAAAAUGCGAGGACUCUAAAUCUGAUUCUCCAAAACGUAGGCUUUCCUUUUCUCAACAAAGGACUUCCACACUAGAGUCCCAGGGUAAGGACCCUUUACUGCUGGAAUCAGAAAGUUUGUCUCCAAUUCAGUGUAAGGAUGUUAUUGUUGGUAAUGCUGAUGAAUUCAGUGAAAGUGUUCUUGACAGUGGUAGUGAUGGGGUGCUCAGGACUCCUACUUACAACCUGUUACCUGAGGCCAAUGAGGGUAAGUUCCUGACUUCUAUCAACAGUCUUGUAGAGAACUUGAACUUUGGGCUGUGUGACAUAAACUCUCCCUCUGUUAAGGUGGCAAAUUAUCCAGAUCUCUCAACACCUGAGGACAGCGGGUAUAAUUCACUUCCUUUGGACAAAUCGGGAGACUCAUUUUCUGAUCAUGAGGGAUCUUUCCAACAGCUCUUCCAAACACAUAAAGAAGAUUCCAAACUUCCAGAGAGUAAAAGAAAGAGCAGAAAACUCGAACGAGUGAGAAGGUUAUCCACUCUUCAGGAACAGGGCUCACAAUCAGAGACAGAAGAUAAUCGUGGUGGUCCUACUUCAAAGCAUAUACUAACAGAAGGAAGACACUUUGUCAGUGAAGAUCAUGAAAUAGUUCUAAAAGAACAGCCUAGUGGAGACCUGGUCAUGGAUCUCUCAAGAACUCCAGCUCUGAAAAUAGUUCAUGACAUUUGCUUGCAAAGACAAAGAUCUGACCAAAAGCAAAUAUCAGGGAAAGUUGAUGGAACAGAAAUAUUUGCAUUAGAUCAUGUUCUUGCUGGACUUAUUGGGAAGAAAAUGGGCCUUGAAAAAUUAGACAUUUUAACAGAAUUAAAAUACAGAAAUUUAAAACAUGUUCUUGCUAUAGUUUUAGAUGCUUUGACAGUGGAAAGUCUAUGCAGCGUUUGGAAAGUAAGCAAAAACUGGCGUGAAAUCAUUGUGCAAGAUAGAAGUGCAGAUAAGAGGAGAAAGUCGUACAUAAAACACCUGACGGAAGAAGCUGGGGAAUAUUUAAGGAAAGCUGAAGAUGCUGCCACAAGACUUAAUAUUCUCAACAGAUCUGCUCUAAGGCCUGUUCAGGCUCAAGCCAGAACUCCUGUGUCACAAACACCACCUUCACACAAGGAACUCACACCCAGGAGAUGCAGUUCUCUUCCCCACUCAACUAGUAGACAGGAGGAAUACAUGAAAGUUGCUAAAACUCUGUUCACAGAUGAAGCUCUAAAACCCUGUCCAAGAUGCCAAUACCCUGCUAAAUAUCAGCUGGUAAAGAAAUGGGGACUGUGCAGCAGAGAGGCAUGUGCAUUUGAGUUCUGUAUUUUGUGUCUGCAGGCAUUCCAUGGGUCCACUGAAUGUAGCAGUUUAUCUGCAAAACGGAAGAAUAAGAGAGAUGCUCUACCAGGAAGUGCCCAAAGCAAAAGAAAUUUAAAAAGACUCUGA